Molecule: messenger RNA, 1383 nt
Organism: Cotesia glomerata
Lineage: Eukaryota; Metazoa; Arthropoda; Insecta; Hymenoptera; Braconidae
Product: platelet-derived growth factor receptor alpha-like
Exons: 9
Coding region: 1-1383 (460 amino acids)
Source: RefSeq, a predicted model, not a curated record
AUGGAUGAACCGAGGAUAUUGUCAAUUACCAGAUCAGAAGCAAAACUUUCAGACGAACGAGUGAAUGGAUUAACUAAGUUCACAUUAAAAAGGUCUAAUUUAGUUUUUGGAGACAGUGGGUGGUACGGAUGUAUCGAGAAGAGCAAAUACAAGCCUGAUGCUCAUCUUAGUAAAUUUGACAUAACGCCCUACAAUUAUGAUGAAGCAAAUGUAAAAUGGAUCUACGUCACUAAUUUUAAUUAUACUUUAAUUUCAGCGACUCAAUACUGGUUACAUGACAUUCCAUUCUUACGUAAAAAUGCCAAUGGUGAAUAUGUUUUAUUGAAAAAGGAGGAUGAUGAUGUAACUCUGCCCUGCCGAUCAACUUCUGCCGACUAUUCAGUGAAACUUUACAAUUCAAUUGAUAAUACACCCAUUGAUUCAUUUGAGUACGAUCCAAAAAAAGGAAUAACUCUAAAAAAAAUAAAAAACGAUAGUAUUUUACAAUACAACUGUCUCGCAGAAAAAAAAGAUGGAACAAAGUCAGAACCAAAGAAAUUUAAAAUCGAGAUAAUAGAAAAUUUUUUGGAAAAGCCUGAAAUCACCAGCGAGACGUUGACUUUGAUGGAGAUUGGUAAGAAUUUCAGUAUGGAGUGCACCGGUCUUGUGUUAAAUUACGAAACCUACUUUCUUGAUUGGACUAUCCCUCAAACUGAUCGCAUAAUUAAGGAUUUAAAAACGUACUCGGUCCCGGCUGCUGAAAAUAAAGAAUUAAGUUACUAUCAAGUAACUCUUCAAUUGACGAUUAAAAAUGUAGUUAAAGAAGAUUUUGGUAAUUACGAAUGUCGGCUUUAUAAAUCUGCGUCUGUGGAAACAGCCAAGAUCAAUCUAACACCCCAUGAUAAGAAGCAUCUAAAACUAUCGUUGAAAAGUCCCAAAAGUGGUGAAGUAAUCGAAAGCGGUGCUCAACACACGUGGACAAUUGACAUCGACGCAUACCCUCUGCCUAAAUUACACUGGUUUAACCCUCAAAAAAAUGAAAUCUUUAAACCACCCAAGUUAAGAAGUUUCCAAGUAAAUGAUGAAAAAUUUUCGUUAGAUUUUACGAUGACUCAAUUCACUGUCGAUGAUUUAGGGACACAUACUAUCGUUGCUAAAAGUUCAGACAUAGAAAAAACGGUCACUUUCGAUGUUUUGGCCCAGACACCAGCGAAAGUCAUGGAAGUCAAGCAGAAUGAAGCGUGUUUGACAAAAGGAGCAACGGUCUUCCAGUGCCACGCCAAAGGUUAUCCUGUGCCAGAAAUAUCCUGGAAUUGUGUGGAUAAGGCUGGUGUUGUAGGAGAUGAAACUGGACUUAAGGUAAUUGAAUACUGUUCACAGAGAAUUAUGAUUAGAAGUCGUUAA